CGCAACGACAACGACAACUCCAAGUGCCGGGCAGAAGCUAAAGAGUAUUUGGGCUGUCGCAUGGAAAACAAUCUUAUGGAAAAAACAGAAUGGGCGAAACUGGGCUUUCCGGAAAAGGAGCAACCGACAGUGAAAGAGCAGCAACAAAAGCAAUGAAGCCGGAACGCAAUCUUUUAAUUGCAGCCACAGGCAGCGUGGCCACCAUUAAGAUGGUGCAAAUGAUAUCCGAAUUCAGCGACGACAAGCUGCCCUACAAAUUUAAUGUAAGACGUGCUAUGCUUCCACUCUUUCCCUUCACUAACUGCAAAUAUUUUAACCAGAUUAAAGUCAUCAUAACGGAGCAUGCGAAGCAUUUUUUUGAAUUGGAGGAGGUGCCGGAGCAUGUGCCCAUUUUACAUAACCGAGACGAGUGGCUCACUUGGAAUAAACGCGGCGAUCCGGUACUGCACAUUGACCUAGGCAAGUGGGCCGACAUUAUGUUAAUUGCACCCCUCAGUGCCAAUUCUCUAGCCAAAAUAGCCAGCGGUAUUUGUGAUAAUCUGAUGUUGUGCGUGGUUCGUGCUUGGGAUUUGGAGAAGCCACUGUUCUUUGCACCGGCCAUGAAUACACGCAUGUACGAUCAUCCCAUUACGCGCGAGCAGAUUGACAAACUAAUUAAAUGGGGCUACAAAGAGAUUCCCUGUAUAUCGAAAACUCUUAUGUGUGGCGAUACGGGCAACGGGGCCAUGGCAGAGGUGUCCACAAUUGUUUCUAUAGUGGUCGGCACAUUUACAAUGCCUUUGUAAAUACUAAAAACUUUGUUAUAGUUAAAAAUAAAAUACAUUUUGUUAAAUUUAAA
Molecule: messenger RNA, 838 nt
Organism: Drosophila navojoa
Lineage: Eukaryota; Metazoa; Arthropoda; Insecta; Diptera; Drosophilidae
Gene: Ppcdc
Product: phosphopantothenoylcysteine decarboxylase
Biological process (GO): coenzyme A biosynthetic process
Cellular component (GO): phosphopantothenoylcysteine decarboxylase complex
Molecular function (GO): phosphopantothenoylcysteine decarboxylase activity; FMN binding
Source: RefSeq, a predicted model, not a curated record